Peniophora sp. CBMAI 1063 is the source of this 1686-nucleotide messenger RNA. The record is from the annotation of a GenBank genome assembly. NCBI's taxonomy places the organism in Eukaryota, Fungi, Basidiomycota, Agaricomycetes, Russulales, Peniophoraceae.
AUGGGGGCGCUCUCUCUUCUCUCUUGUGCAGUGGCCUGUGUCGUUGCUACUGCUUCCGCAUCUGAAGUUCAUGAGCUCACGCGUCGCGAGUCCUUCACGUCCUCGAAUGGCAUGAAGAUGGUGCCUAUGCCAGCUUCAGGCUCUCCAUCCGAUGGCUCAAUUACGGGCCUGAUGAACGAUCAGGACAUUGAAUAUCUCGUGAACAUUACUCUCGGAGGCUCCGUGUUCACGCUGCAGAUUGACACGGGCUCGUCUGAUGUCGUCGUUUUCCCGGAUAAGCCUAUCAAGACCACAUCGGUACUCAAGGAUCUCCAGGUCAACGAGACCUACGGGAUAGGGACCUACUCGGGACCUGUCGCAUUCGCCAAACUUGAAUUUGCUGGAUACGCCGUGGAGUCCCAAGUCUUCCUGAACACUACCACACUCGACGACCCGUCUCUUAUGUCCAACGGAGUCCUUGGAUUCGACAUUGGUAUACCCCCGGGAAACACCAGCCCGCUAGGUCUUACUCUCGCUGAGAAUUACGGGCCCGUGAAAGGAAUUGAAAUGGGCCGCAACGUGAUCGGGAACAUAUUCGCUCAGAAUCCGGAUCUGGGCAACUUCACUGUCAUGAUAUUCGGUCGUACUGAUGAUGGCGAGGGUGCUGGAGAGGGGUAUUUGGGGAUAGGCGAGUAUCCCGAAGAGCUCAAAGACUCCUUUUCCAAGGUCAACUACGUGGACACAGUCCGGUCCAAGCCCUCGUCUUUCGUUGUAUACGUGGAUGGCAUCUCACUCAAUGGGAAGAGUCUUCCCUUGAACUCUACUGUGCGCCGUACCCCGCACGGCAAAGCCGUCGCGAACCUGGAUACCGGGACAAGCAGUGCACAGAUCCCACAGGAUAUGAGUGACGCGAUAUAUAGGAGCAUACCCGGCGCAUACUACUCCGACGAUCUUCAGCAUUAUGUUGUUCCGUGUGUCUCUUCGGGCGCCCCGAAUAUCUCGUUCAAGGUCGAGAACCAGAAUAUCUAUAUACAUCCUCUCGACCUCACCCAGAUCGUCGAUCUUAGACCGGCCGGCUUGAACUACACGAUCUGCAUCGAGACGUAUUCUGGUACUAGCUCGGUGGAAGACACUGGCGAGGACUUUCUUCUCGGAGACGUCUUUCUGCGCAAUGUGUACACGUCCUUCUACUAUGGCUCGUACAACACAACAGGUUCCAUGAUCAAAUCCCCGGCGGUCAAGAUGAUACCAGUGAACCACGACGUCGACGCGACGUACUCCGAUUUCUUGACCCGUCGUCGCCAGAAACUGGCAUCGUUGCCACCGGAAGCCACGAGAGCGCAAUUUGAGCAGUUUGUGGGAGUCUCAUCAGGCAAUUCCAGUGCCGGUGACGACGCAUCCGCCGACGUCGAGACCAUUGCUUCGGGCGUCAGCAGCAACUCCGACUCCACGGACGGGAGUCCGUACAAAGCGCUCCUCAACAAGCUCAACUCGUUCGCACCUAUUGUCUUUGGACUCCUUGGCGCCAUUGUUGUUGCCCUUCUUGGUCUACUGGGGGUAGGCCUCGCACUGUGUAUCCGGCGCGGUCGCACCGUGGGUGCGGCGCGCUCUGCGAACACGUUCUACUCGCCGGUUCCAGCUCCAGAGCGCUUCAAGGAACCUGUGCCCGAGUACAGAGAUGAGGAGAACGCUCGCUACGAUCACUGA